UUAAUUACGUAUUUAGAAAAACAGGGUUGAAUAAAAAAACGCAAGAAGAUUUAUUUUUUAGCUGGAUUAUAUGUAUUUUUUUGUAUAUUGAAUUUAUGGGUUUUGUUUAAUUUUCUUCUGCUAACACAUUGACCAUGUCGGCUUCUUGUUCUUCCUCCAAAGUUCUGAUCUUUAUUGUGGAUUUCUGGAGUUUUUGGUUCUUCCCAAAUGGAAAUUUGAGAUAUUUUCUUGGUGUGUAAAUUUGGAUUGUGAAGAUAUUUAUAUUUUUUUUAUUACAGGCAUUAUUUUUUUCUUACUUUAUUCAGUAUUGUUUUCCACUUCAGGAGUUUUUGCAAAUUUCAUGUACCUCUGAAUUCCCAAUUAGUUCUGGUUUCUGCUAUUUUUUCAAUUUCUUGUAAUAACCCAAUUUAGAUUUUUUUUUUUUUUUUUGGUUGUUAACUUAACCCAAUUGGGGUAUUUAAUUUAUUUAAUUGUGAUUUAAGAGAUUUAAUUUAGUUCUUGUACUUUUGUCUGGAAAGAUCAAAGAAUGCUGUUUGUAUCUGCAGCAGUAGUACUCUCAUGGCCUCAUCUUCUUUGCAUCAUUGACUGACUUUUUAUUUUUUAUUUAUUUAUUUUAAUUUUGGGGUGUUUGAGAUUCUUCUUUGGGAACUCUGAGCUUUAGUUGUGUAUUUUCUUAGUACAUUAUAAAAGGUUCCCUUUUGUGGAAACGGGAUCUGCUUUUUCCCCCAUCUUAUCAUAAAUCACAUAAAAACAAUAAUAAAAACAAUAAUAAUAAUUAUAAUCACAGCAAAACUCAUGUCUGUUUUCUGAUUCUCCCGUGGAAAAGAAGAACCCUUGGAGGACUGGUUCUGAUCUGAUCCGAAUUUUUCUGAGUCCUCAGAAAAUAAAAGAGUUUUAAUUUAAUCCAGUCAAUGGAGGGUGACACAUUCUCAGGGCUUGGCAAUGGCAGCACACAAAUUGAUGGAAAAGUUCUGCAGACGUUUCAGAAGAGCUUUGUGCAAGUGCAGAAUAUCUUGGACCAAAACAGGCUGCUGAUAAAUGAGAUUAAUCACAACCAUGAAUCCAAAAUCCCUGACAAUUUAAGCAGAAAUGUGGGUCUGAUCAGGGAGCUCAACAACAACAUCAGGAGAGUGGUUGAUCUUUAUGCUGAUCUCUCAAGCUCCUUCACCAAAUCCAUGGAUACUUCUUCUGAGGGAGGAGAUUCCAGCGGGGCUUUGAAGUCUGAUGGAAAAGCUGGGCACAAGAGAAUUAGGCCUGCUUAGAGAGAGAAAGUUUGAGAGAGAGAGAGAGAGAGAGAGAGAGAGAGAUUAUAAUGUCUUCCUAAUUCUUUUGCAUGUUGAGAUGGUAGAAAGAAAAAAAGGAGAAAAAUUGAUCAGAUUCUGUAAACUCCGCUGUAUCUGUUAGAUAAUAAUUCCCCAGAAUCGCUUUUCACUGUAAGUCUGUAACUGUGGAUCUAAUUGAAGAGAUAAAAAGAAGUUACGCUGUGUUUGUGUAAUUCCAUAUCUUCUUAAUUGGUAAUAAAAGCUUAUAUUUGCUCUUU
Messenger RNA from Pyrus x bretschneideri (Chinese white pear), 1540 nucleotides. RefSeq names its product protein ELF4-LIKE 3. The transcript is spliced from 2 exons. Gene Ontology annotation, biological process: positive regulation of circadian rhythm; entrainment of circadian clock. The record is from RefSeq and is a predicted model, not a curated record. Bases 912 to 1262 code for a protein of 116 amino acids. NCBI's taxonomy places the organism in Eukaryota, Viridiplantae, Streptophyta, Magnoliopsida, Rosales, Rosaceae.